AUGGCUACUCGGCUGAAGGUAUCUAAGGCCUGUAUUAAUUGCCGUCGGAGGAAAGCCAAGUGUGACGGCCAGCAUCCCACCUUCAAGAUUCAAGGUGGCAUUACGCGACUAAACAGAUCCGCUGUGCAAGCCUGUGGACCUUGCCUUGGGAGAGAGGAAACCGGGUGCAUGUAUACUGGGCAGAGAGACCAGCGUAGCCGCAGAUCCGAAUUGUCACAGCCGUGGGCCUUGCAAAGCAGGGUAUCGAAACCAGCAUCCCCAAUCAGGUCCUUGUCGACGAUGUCUUCACAUCCAGCUACCGAGACCUUCCUGUCUAGGUCAGGAUUGUUGAGCUGCUGCUCAACUGAGUCUGUGGUAUCGUCACAAGAGAAUCGUUCUAAACCUGAUUCUCGGAGUACUGAUGCUGCGGUACCUAUGACCAGCGACUCCAUAAUCGACACACGUUUCUUUGGUGGGAGCAGCGCGAGUUCAUUCUUGAAGCAAAUCAACCUAGCGAUCGAUGCCCGACUGGGACAGUCGCCACAGGCGAAGAGCAGCCAGGAACACAACUUGGCUCCGAGACCAAGUCUUACUCAUGUCGGCAACGCCUCGGGGCUUGACCCAAGGGACCCUCAAAGCUACAUGCUGCCCAACAGAAGAUUUGCUAAUAGCCUCCUACAAGCUUACUACGAUCUCGUCUGGGCAACAUUUCCAAUUCAUGAUAGGGCCGUAUUUCAAGACGCUUACGAGUCCGUAUGGCAGGGAACAACAUCGGAAAUCCCCGAACAAACACUAUACUGCUUGAUGAACCUGAUUUUCGCCUUGGGUAGUCAGUUCUCCGAUGCCAUAGAACCAAAUCAGAGAAGGGAGGUAGGUGAGGUAUUUUGGAACCGGGCUUUCAAGCUGUUUGGAUCCCCAUCUGAUGGUCGUGCAUCCAUCGAGCGGGUUCAAUGCAUGCUAUUGAUGGGCCUAUAUCUGCAGAGCACGUGCGAGAUUCAUGAAUGCUGGAUGAUCAUCGGCUCUGCCAUCCGGAUGGCUCAAAGCCUUGGUCUCCACCUACCGACCGCUCAGAAUUCAAAUUAUCGCGAGACAGAAAUGGCUCGCAAGGCCUGGCACGGUUGUGUGUAUCAAGAUCAAAUCCUGUCCAUGACUUUUGGGCGGCCGAGCACGAUCACUAGUGCCCCCUUUGAAUCUGUUCCAUUACCAAAAAUGAUCGACGAUGAGUUUUUAGACACUCAAACCCAGCCCUCCGCCACUCGACCAGAUGGGGGCAUAACUAUCAUGGCAUUCUUUGUCAAAAGCCUUGAGUUGUUCAAAAUUGCCAACGAUAUUCAGCAUGAAGCCUACCGGCAACAGAGGGGCUUCAGGAACGGAGAAAUAAAUCACCUCAUUUCGAUAUUUCAGUUAGACAAUCGCCUCGUUCAAUGGGCCCAGACUUUGCCUGUUCACUUGCAUUACAGCAAAAAUAUUGAGGAGGACGAAGGCCUGGUCUUUCGGAGACAGCGUGUCGUUCUCCGCGCUCGCUAUCUCUAUGCACGAAUAAGCCUUCUUCGGCCUAUUCUUGCAGAACUGUAUCUUGAGGAGGCUAGUUUUGGUAGUUCGGAGUUUCCAAAGGAGAAAACGCUACGCCAGCCUUUGAUGGUAGAGUGUACAGUGCUUUGUUUUCAAUUGGCACACGAGAUGAUCGACGUUCUACACUCAAACUUCAAUCAUGAGACCGUCACCGGCCCGGUUCCAGCAUGGUGGUUUGGAGUUCUAUUCAUCUACACUGCCGCAACAGUCCUACUUGCGAAGCGCCUGCAGCCACUUGGAAAACACCAUAUUCCUUGCGGUUCAGACACGCAGGAUGACGCCUGGGAUAGGGCCAUCCAGAUGUUGCAAGCUUACUCGCGAGUGAGCCAGUCCGCCGAGCGCUGCAUAGCCGCGCUCGAGAUACUGUUGACCAAGGUCCAGAACGCUGGCCUUAAUAGGUCAUCCGAAAGGGGAAACAUGGAAACAAGACUUCCCCUCGACGAGGUGCAUAGAAUUUCGGUUCUUGAUGAAUCGACACCAUUGGGGGGAGGAGAAGAUGUGAAUGCCUCGGUGGACUUUGGAGGUUUCGAUUUCAACAUUGAUGAUAUGUUUUGGCUGAAUGCCCCGUUGACGGACUUUUUGUUCUAA
Molecule: messenger RNA, 2139 nt
Organism: Clonostachys solani
Lineage: Eukaryota; Fungi; Ascomycota; Sordariomycetes; Hypocreales; Bionectriaceae
Source: the annotation of a GenBank genome assembly